Molecule: messenger RNA, 570 nt
Organism: Plectropomus leopardus (leopard coralgrouper)
Lineage: Eukaryota; Metazoa; Chordata; Actinopteri; Perciformes; Serranidae
Source: RefSeq, a predicted model, not a curated record
UGGUAAAUGAACUGAUGGGUGUGUUUGGUUGUUGAAUCCGCCGGGUGUUUAUGGGUGUGUUUUAUAUUUUUUAGGAGCCCGGGUGGUGAUGGCGUGCAGGGACCUGACCCGGGCGGAGCGGGCGGCGGAGGAGAUCCGUCAGUCGACAGGAAACGGUAACGUGGUGAUCAGACACCUGGACCUCGCCUCGCUUUACUCCGUCAGACAGUUCGCUAAAGACUUCCUGGACACUGAGGACAGACUGGACAUCCUCAUCAACAACGCAGGAGUGAUGAUGUGUCCACGAUGGCUGACUGAGGACGGUUUUGAGACUCAGCUGGCUGUCAAUCAUCUGGGUCACUUCCUGCUGACCAAUCUGCUGCUGCCGAAGCUGAAGAGCUCCGCCCCCAGCCGCGUGGUCACUGUAUCGUCCAUCGCCCACCGCGGGGGCCGAAUCGACUUUGACGACUUGUUUUUCAGCAGAAGGAAGUACAGUUCUCUGGAGAGCUACAGACAGAGCAAACUGGCCAACGUCCUGUUCUGCAGAGAACUCGCCCGACGACUCAAAGGUCCCCGAAACACUGAACACCA